AUGCCGCAUUCAAAGCGAAAAGCUCUUAAAUUCAUUGAUAUUAAGAUGAAUAUCUGUGAUGCUGUACGCUCAAAUUAUGAAGUACCUCUGAUAAAAACCAUACUAUUGGAGUUAAGGAAAUCGAGCAAUAUUCCAUAUCAGUGCCCUUUGAAAAAGGAUUUCCUAUAUGAAAUUUCCAAUCUUAGCGUCACAGAUAAAUAUAUGACACCCAUGUCUUUGCCUACAUUAAAUUUCAGCAACGGCAUUGAAAUUUACGAAUCCAAUAAAUUGAUUGCAUCUCUUUUUACUAUAGGUGGUAUAGUUGCAAAAAAAUAA
This is a messenger RNA of Lucilia sericata (common green bottle fly), 315 nucleotides long. RefSeq lists its product as uncharacterized. The transcript has 2 exons. The record is from RefSeq and is a predicted model, not a curated record. NCBI's taxonomy places the organism in Eukaryota, Metazoa, Arthropoda, Insecta, Diptera, Calliphoridae. Bases 1 to 315 code for a protein of 104 amino acids.